UCCUUCAUUUGGACUCGCUCCAUUUGGACUUGUUCAAUCCAUCAUGGCCUGAGCCAUGUGGUCCUGGCCCUGGGGGAGCUCGACAGAUGAAGCACGAGAGGGCGGCUUCAAGCUCGGGGAGGUGGUUGAGUACUACAGCGCCAGCCAGGGCGCUUGGAUCCCCGCGAAGGUGGUGGCCGUCAAGCCCAACAGCUACGACUUAGACUGUAAACCCGACGUGCCGCCAGCACGGAUCCGCUCCUGUGCCAGUGCACGUGACAGCCGGGUGUCUUCUUCUGGGCUUCUAGAGUUUGAACCUGGCGAUGUGGUGGAGUAUUUCAGCAUCUCACAAAAUGACUGGAUCCUCGCCAAGGUGCUCAGUAUUAAUGCCUCGGGGACCUACAACCUGGACUGCAAGCCAGAGGUCCCUCCAGAGCGCGUGCGCGCCCAACGUGGGAGCGACCUGGUCAUCAGCCCCGUGUCGGUGUCCAAGCCUCGCAGCUUGCGGCAGGCUGGAACGAUCUUUGACCUUUGCCAGGUCCAGGAUUUGGACGAGCCCAUCCAGUUGCUGAGGCUUCAGAAGGCCUCUCAGAGGCCGAGAAGCGACGGACGUUGAGAAGUGGAGACGCAGGAACCUGCUUGCAGAGUGAUCAGUCGGAAGUCGGAUCACAACAAGUCGGUCAAGUGGAUCACAACAAGUCGGUCGAGCAACCGACGUACGGGGCUGUUGCUUUUUUGUUCAGUUGAAACUGGCCUUGAACCUUAUAAACACUUCCCCUACCAAACAGUUGAGGGAUGGUUCAUGGUAAGGUAAUAGUAAGAGAACCCAAAGGGUUUAGUCCAGGGAUUCCUU
This is a messenger RNA of Durusdinium trenchii, 832 nucleotides long. Lineage: Eukaryota; Dinophyceae; Suessiales; Symbiodiniaceae. The record is from the annotation of a GenBank genome assembly.